This is a messenger RNA of Paramuricea clavata, 264 nucleotides long. NCBI's taxonomy places the organism in Eukaryota, Metazoa, Cnidaria, Anthozoa, Malacalcyonacea, Plexauridae. The record is from the annotation of a GenBank genome assembly.
AUGGAGUUUAAUGUUGAAAAAUGUAAGGUGUUGAGGGUUGUUAGAACACGUACAAUAUACGAUAGGCAGUAUACUUUAGGCUCCUCGCAUUUGUCGGUUGUUCAAAGCGAAAAAGAUUUAGGUGUGUGGAUUUCUGAUACUUUGAAUUGGAAUAUUCACACAGAUAAUAUAGUUGCUAAAGCCCAGAAAAUGUUAGGUCUAUUAUAUCGAACCUUUAAGGAUAUUGAUGAUAACAGUGUGAAGCGUCUGCUUUAUUUUACUUGG